CCCCAAUAUAAGAAACUGUGUGAUGGUUUAAUAGUCAUUGAUUCGAAUCUAGUCAAUUCUUUGCUCAGAAACCUUAAAAUCUCAUCGGAGCUUUUGAAUGAUCGAGGAAAUCAGAUAUAAAACGAUGAAACAAGGAAGACUCAACAUAUGCGUUGUAGAAACAAGAGUGAGUGGUGGAAGUAAUGUUUUAAACCCUACCUACAUACUGCAAGUAAAUCAUGCGAAUCGGAAGUAUAACUGUAUGUAAAUUAGGAUGAGCAAAGCAAGGAUAGGAAAUAGUAGUUUCUAUUGGAAAAUAAGUAAGACAUCACAGAGCCCAUGGAAAUAUAGUUGGCCAGUAACAAAACUAAAGAGUUGGAUCAGUGACAUGCUACAUCCAAUGAAAGAGACGCAGAUUAGUUCUCAUCUAUUUUCUAAAUUGAUCAAAUGGAAUUUACGCAUCCAAAAUGACAAAAUACUUACAUCUACACAAAUGGAACUUUGAGUUCAGGUGGCACGGUAUCACUUAGAAAGGAAGCUACUUUAUCCAGCUUGAGUAGAACUUCAAUCCCCUAUAACGUACGUGCGUGCUGAUCAACUGUCAUGUUUGAAGGCUUUCCAAGGGGUAAGGUACGACACGAUCACACACAACGUAUCGUUAAAUAACAAUACAAUAUAAGAAUCAUUCUAAAUAUAUGAUCAUAAAUUGUAUGAGAAGAUUUAUAAUGAUUUUGAGAGCUAAGCAGAUAUAUAGUAGAUGGUGCAAGGACUGAAUUUUAGUUUGACAGAGGCGACAUGAGCAACCAUUCGAGCAUUAUGACAGAGUAAGGAGUAGAGUGAAGCAACCAAUUAUACAUAAUUCAGGUGGUCUCUCUUGGUGAUUUCGAAGAACAACCAUAAAUAGUAUCUCGAUUUCACACUUAUAAAAAACUAUUUUUUAUAAGCUUAAUAAAAGAUGGCUUGGGUUUCGCUACAAUAUCCCGGUCUGUAAAACUAUGCAAAACCCGAUCGUAUCAUAUAUAUCAUCGUAUCACGAAGACCGGGUUGUGCAGAAUUUUGCAGACCAGCACAAGUAUUUUAACUGGGCUUUUAUUAGGCCCAGAAACAAGUUGCGGGCUCAAAACUAGGCGAAAUAAAUUUUGUUUUCCCGCCCGCCUCGUGAACACACAGUCCAAGCCCACAGCACAACAGAUCCAACCCGCCUCGUGAACUCUUUCACCGUCACCCCGUUCUCCUCCUCUCACACUCUCUCUCCUCUUUCCCGCCCAAUUUCCAGCCAGCGACGCCGACGUCAUCAACCGCCACCGCCGCCUUAUAAGCACAGUAGCCCACACAGAAAAGCACGCUCUCGACUCAGAGACUUCCAUAACAGAAUCUCCUCCGCUCACAACAACCUCACCCGCUCUCGAUUUUCUACAUUCACUCUCUCUCUCUCUCAUUCACCAAAGGACCGCCAUGGAUGCUCCGCUGAAGCUUUUCCACCUCCUCCUCCUGCUCUCUCUUUCCUCCAUCCUCUCCACUCCAAGCGCAUCCUCCACCGCCGCCUUCGUUACAGACACUUCUGCCCUCGCUUCGUCUCCAUCCUCCUCAACCGGCGGCCAUUCGUCGCUGCCGACUCCUCCGCCGCCGCCAGAGGCCAUCACCUCCGCUUUCCCCGAUCUUCGAUUCGACGUCGUCCGUCUCCAGCAUCCCGACCCCAACCUCAUCGGAGCCUUCGACUUCACCAACACCUCCGUGGUUCUUGCAAUUCCAAACGGCCUUAUCGCUCCGAUGGCUUCCAGUCGCACUCUGGCCGUCGAGUGGCUCCGCGUCCACGUCCUCCCUUUCUAUCCGCGCUCCAAGAUCGCAGUGAUCUCCGUCGGCGAAGACGCGGUCGCCGUCUCUCAGAUCUCGUUCCUGCUGCCUGCCAUACGCAACGUCCACGUCGCGCUCAGAGACGACAUCGGAAUCAGGUCGAUCUCCGUCUCCACGACCUUUUCCUUCAUCAACAUCGUGACGGCGGUGCGUCCUCCUUCGGCGGCCACUUUCCAGGAGCCGAUCGGCGGGGCGGUGAUCCGGCCACUGCUGAAGUUCUUGGAAGACACAAAUUCUUCCUUCUUGGUGAAUCUUUACCCGCACAACAUGUACGGAUUGAGCUAUCAGAUAUCUCCCGGAGUUGCUCUGUUUCAUGAAGGCGCUUCCAAUUUCAGCACUGGAGUCCGGAACGGCAAUCCGUUCGAGAUGAUGGUGGAUGCUGUCGUCACUUCCUUGGAGGUCGCCGGCCACGGGAACAUCCCCUUGAUCGUCUUCGUCGCCGAGACGGGCGAGGGAACGCCGCUGCGGAAAGAAGGGGUAGCGCCGGCCUACAUCUACGAGCUGGUUGAAGCCGUUUCUAAGCAGCAGCUUCAGCUGCAGCAGGGGGAGCACAAUUGGGGCAUUCUGUACCCAAGCAUGAGCAAGAAGCAUGAGCCGGACUCUUCGAUCGCCAGUAAGAACACUGUGAUUUCUUUCGGAGUUCUGGUUUGCGUUUUCUUCUUCUCUUUACUACUCCUUCAUCCGCCUCGCACAACUCUUUCGGCCCGAGCACUGGCGGAAUCCAUAUUUGCUUUGGUCCUUUCGGUUAUUGGUUUCCUAUACACUCCGGAGCAGGAACAGGAAGGUCGACGAAACAUGGGCCGUGAGAUACGCCACAGAGGACCUCGACGAAACAGGGGCCGUCAGGUACACCGCAGAGGACCUAAGCCAUUUUGGAUCUUUGUCGCCCUCGUAGUCACUGCGCUGUUUGUUGGUGGGUUACUGGCGAUAUUGAUCUAGCUGGAGAGAUUGUUUCUUUUUUCCCGUUCACUGUUCUGCUUUCGUCUAGAUAAUUGGGGAUUGAAUUGUGGUUUCUGCGGAGCAAUUUUUGUGAAUAGAUCUGGGAAUAGUGGUUUAAUAGCUUGAUUCCAAUUUUGAUCGAACUGUUCAGGGUUGUAGAUGGAAUCAGAUUGAGGAAUUCCCCUCAUGUAACUACAGUUUUGUAAUGAUGAAUAAUAAUGGCGAUUCGCUCACCUGAAUUGGUUUCUCUCUUCUGAAUUCCGAAUUCGCAUUUGCAGAUAAUUAGUUCAAGGAAGAUGGUUGUUUUAUGGUACAUAGAUGGUUGAAUUAAUUAAUAAUCAAAACUAUUUGGAUCACUGGAUUGAUAAGCUUUUGGGGGGAUUUGGGCUUCUGGGCACGUUGGACUGAUUGUUUUGGGCCUAUAAAAUAGUCUUUCUAAAUUCUACCUGCCGGCGUAAGAAAAGGAACGAUCUUCCAUAGACGAUCUUCUUCCCAGUUCCAACCCAAACCCCAGGGUCCAGGGUCAAUAUCAGCGCUUGUGAUAUGCCUAGCUUAGCGAGAGCUUGCACAGAAAAGUCGAUGGCCAAAAGCAGAGUCCUUCAGUGAAACGGGGCUCCGCCGGGUUGCAUUUGCAGGUAGGUCUACGAUUGAUUUCUGCAAUUACCCUCUACCAUGUGCUCAAUUAUAUUAUCAUAUAGCGUUUCGAACUCGGUUAUUGUGGCAUGAAAUCAACUGGGAUUUGCUCAAGUUUGCAUUCUGUUUCAAGUAAUUGCUUGGGGGAAUCACUUACUGGUUCGGCUGUUUCAGUUCAUUCCCUGUUUCAAGCUUCUGGGUUUGCUGCGGGAGGAAUGCUAACCCAUUGAAUUGCUUAUUGCAGUUGUGAUUGUGAUGCGGUGUGAGCAAAGCUGGAUUAAGGAGAACUAAAUAUCUUGUAAGUUGAUGGGGAAAACAAAAACACAUUGGACUCCUGCAAUCAGAAAGUAUUCGUGGAUGCCUGUCUGGAUCAGACUUUGAAGGGAAUAGACCCUCUACUUGUUUCACUAAAUAUGGAUGGGACAAUAUCUUACAAGCAUUAAAUAGAAUAGAUUGGUUGCAUAUUGACAAGAAGCAGUUGACAAACACUGGAAUAUCACAAAGGAGCGUUGGACAAUCUGGUGCAAUAACCACGGAUAGCAUCAUGAAAUGGAAUCCUGAAACCGGUUUCUUUGGGCAAGAGAUGCAGAUUGGAGCACCUAUUGGGUAUGUGUAUUAUUGCUGUUAGUAUUUGGCGGUUUUUUUAGUUGGUUGAUUAUUGAGCAAUUGUCCGUUGAAUGCCUAUAGGAGCACCUGAAGCUGGGAUAUUUCCAGUCAAAAAGCGCCUGCACCAUGUCAAGCUGGAAAUCAUUUUUUAUCUUGUCAACCUGGGAGAAGGGAGGUAAACUGUCUCUAGAAUGUCCAGAUGAUGUGAAAACCAACAAUAUACUUGACCAUGUAGUUGCUAUUUACUUGUGCUAGCUACAUGUCCGUUGAGUUUACAUAUUGGUUUGACAAAUGUCUUUUUGCUGCAACAAUCUGAAUUACCAGGUCGGAUCUCCUGCUCGUUUUGUCUGAUUGCACCAAUUGAUGUGGUUGUCCCUCCAGGAAACACUGUGCUUGAUCCAUCUCAGACAUGUUUCAUCCAGGUUAGUGGUUGCUCUAUUACUACUCCAUUAGCUUAAUCUUAUUUCUGAUGUAAAAUGGGGCUUGAAUGCUUGGUGGGUGGGUUUCUGGAUCUGCGAUUUGAGGUACAUUUCUGAUUUGUUAUGCAAAAACUGUGGAGUCUCCUUCCAUCUCAACAGAUUAUGGGUUCACCUUCUGAUUUCGGCCGGUCCAUCACUUUCUUAUUUCCUUAUCUCUGGCUUUCCUCUGGAAAUAUCUUCAAGAACUAAUGCCACCAUGUAGUUUUGCGUACCAUUAGUUUCCUACCCUUAUACCUCUCUUCUCCUGAAUUAAUUGAUUAUUAGUAAAAAACAGUCUUUUGCUUCUUUUUCCCAUUGGAAUCCCAAUCCCUUCUACUCUCACUUGCUUUUUCUCCUAUUCCACAAGUGGGUAACAUACACUAAUCCGGCCAACGGGCCGGGUAAUAGGUUGUACAUGGUUCAAAAUGAUACAAUGCAGUAGGUGAUAUGUGUCUCGAAGGUUUUGAGUUGCUAAAGUUCAUGUUAAAAAUAAACAUGAAUUAAAAUAGAUUAUUCUAUUAAGCAAACAUCCCCUCUAAUCAUACAAAGAUCAGAUAUCCAAUUCACAAACAAUUAAGCCAUAAAAAAUCAUCACACAUCCACCACCUUUGAUUGCCUAAAUUUGGUUUUUCGCAAAGUUAUGGACUCUUAAGGGUAACGUUCAUGGGUAGUCUGUUUCAUAACUCUAGAGAGCACAGUAAGCAACCACCAACCAGCACAGUGCGGUAGGCGAAUAUGAUUCUCAAUUCACAAUUUCUCACCACCGGAAGUAAGAACAGACCAUAAUAAGCGUCGCGUUCAUGGGUGGUCUGUUUCAUAGCACUACUACACAAUUUGUUAAAAAAGAAAGAAAGGUAUUUAGCAUCACGGCAGAACAACUUUUACAGGCCGACAACGACAACAUGUUGCAACCACCAGAACUGGUAUCACAACUCAUAGGGAAAAUCAAAAGAUUUACUCUCAAAUUAAGCAGUUACAACAUCGCAAUCGUCAAGCACAUACACCAUCACAAAAGUCACGAAAAGUGAUUCACAAAGCAUUCAAACAUUUGAGGACAUUUCUGCAAAGGUACAACUUAUAUGUCUUUUUCCAAGCCAUUUCCAUCAACAUGCUAAUAAAUUUGCUAUGCAUAAAACAAACGGGCCAAAACUUGAAAUUCAGCCUGUUUGACCGACCCAUGCCAAAUUCUAAUUAUUCUUUACUUUUAAACUUUCUAUUUGAAAAUAAAAAAUAGUGAAAGAA
Molecule: messenger RNA, 5711 nt
Organism: Linum trigynum
Lineage: Eukaryota; Viridiplantae; Streptophyta; Magnoliopsida; Malpighiales; Linaceae
Source: the annotation of a GenBank genome assembly